Paramecium sonneborni is the source of this 2586-nucleotide messenger RNA. The record is from the annotation of a GenBank genome assembly. Lineage: Eukaryota; Ciliophora; Oligohymenophorea; Peniculida; Parameciidae.
AUGAUUAUUCCUGAAAAAUUUAGUGGUUUAGAUCUCUCUACUAUUAAACCUAUUCUGAAUCAGAAUUUAAUUGUAGCAAAUAAAUACAAUUAUCGUAUAUACUCUAUUCCUGAUUUGAAAUACAUUUUAGAUGGAAUUAUUUUUAAUAAAAAAAUUAGAGCAUUAUUUUGCUAAAAUGAAUUUAUGUAUGUAGGAUGUGGAAAGAAAGUUUAUACAAUUAAAAGAAAUGUAAUAGAUGAGAAUGAAUAUGAUGAUAAAAUCGAAUAAAUCUUAGUCUUUCAUCCCAUCAAGAUAAUAGCCACAAAACAUAAAUUAUAUAUAAAUGAUAAUGUAAUGAACUUUUAAGGUAUUAAAGGAAUAAUUCACGUUCCUACAUACUUAAAUAAAAUACUUUUAUACACUGCAUAAUAUAUCAAAAUUAUUAAUAUAGUGUCACUUACCAUUGUAACAACAAUAUUUUAAUAAUAAAUUUUCAAUAAAUAAGAUCAAACAAUUCAUUCAGUAAAGGAGACUUAAGCAUUAGAUAUUGUGGCAAUUGUUACAUAAAAUCCUAGUGAAAUUAUUUUUUUCAAUCUAAUGUCUUACUAAAUUAUUUCCAAAUAUGAAUUAGGUUUAUCUUAAAUUAGAGAUGUAUAAUUUAAUAAAUCUGGAAAUAUUCCUUUAAUGAGUGUUGUUUCAGAUAAAUCAUUAAUUUUAUAUAAUCUCAACUCUUAAGAAUUAAUUUAUACAUUUUAAAAUGAAUUCUAAAUUGAUUGGGCUCUAUUUUUAACUAAUAAUAAUAUUGUAAUAGGUUCUUCAUAAGGAAAUAGUAUUUAAUAAUAUACUAUUGAAGAACAUAAAAUGAUGUAACUAAUUAGAGAGAGGUAAGGAGUAAAACAAAAUAUUGAAUAAUGUCAUUUUUAUGGUUAAUAGGGAGAACCAUAAAUCAAUUAUGUAGCUAUUACAAAAGAUGAAAUACUCUAUUAAUCAAUUGUUAACUAAAAUCUUACAGCUAUAAAAAAGGGAUAAAUAAAUAAUUUUUCCUUUUCUACAUUAAGAGAAAAUGAUUGGGCUAAUAUGUUGACAACAAACAGUUCAAACUAUGUUGAAUUUUGGAAUGUUUAUUAAAAAAAAUUGACAACAAAAUUAAAUGGAUUAAAUAAUCAUGAUAGGAUAUUAUAAACAUUUGUUUCAAAAUGUGGAAAUUAUGGAUUUAUUGCAAACAUUAAUUAAGUUCAUAAGUUUAUUAUGCAAAGUGGAUUUUAUUAGAUGUCAUAUGUAAUUUAAUGGUUUUAAUUUAGAAUUUAUAAUCUAAUUUCCUCUAAAUGUAUAUAGAUCCAUCAAAUAUUUUUUUGAUUGUUGCUGAAUAGGGUCAGGUUGAAUAAUUAGAUUUUGUUUCAGGAUAAAGUUUAGCAACUUUAACUAUUGAAUCGAAUGUUACAAAGAUUAUAGGAUCAUAAUCAACUUAAAUUGCAAUUGCCUCUUUACAAAAUCAUUCUAUAAUUGCAAUAGAUUAUUCAAAUAUGAAAAUCAUUAGGUCAUUUGAAGGUCAUAAAGAGAAGGUAUAUAAUAAUUUAGAAUUUAUAGAUUUUAGAUAUGGCAAUUACAAUUGAUAAUUAUCAUUUAAUUUCAUCAUCUCUAGAUAAGAAAAUUAAAGUUUGGAAUUUAAUUUAUGGUAAUUUGGUUUAAGAAAUAUCUAUAAAUAAAGCUUUAAUAUCUAUAGAUAUAUCAGAGAGUCAAUUAAUUGGAGUAUUUCUAAAUUCUAGAUAAAUUAAUGUUUGGGUAAGCCAUUUAGAUAAUCCUUAAUAAAUUGCAAAAGCAAAAUAGAAAUGUGAAAUUAAUUUUCAUUCAGAUCUUUCAAUUAAAUCAAAGGAUUAUAGAUCUGUGUUGUAUGGAAACUAAAAUAAAAAAACUUAAAAAAUGGAAGAGGAAAAUGAUGUCAAGAAUUAAUUGAUAAUUAAUGAUUAAUCUAAUAAUAAGGACUUAAUUAGUUUCACAAAUCUAGAAGAAGGAAGAUGGGUUCCUAUAUAAAAUAUUGAAUAAAUUAGGGAAAGAAAUAGAGUUAAGCUAGCUGAUGCAGAUGUUAAAAUGCCCUUCUUUUUAGAUUUUAGGAAUACUGAUGUUGAAAAAUAAAAUAUUUUAAAUGAAAUUAAAGAAUAAGUAAAAGAAAAAACUAAAAUUUUAAAAUAAAAAAAAGAUCAUUUUUUAGCAGAAUUAAAAUCAGAAUUUGAAAUUUUAGUUGAGUAAGAGGAUGUUAAAUUAAUUAAUUUAAUCAAAACUUUAAGUCCAUCCUCUUAUGAUUAUGAAUUAAGAAGUAUUUUAAUGGGUAAACCAUAAAAUUAAAUUAAAAUCUUUAGAAUAUUUGAAGAAAGUCUUCAAAAUACAACAGAUUUAGAUUUAAAAGUAACAUACUUGAUGAGAUUUAUAGAGGUAAAUUAAAAUUUUAAUUUUUAGAUAUCUAGAGAAGAUAUAGAUUUAUCAAUGGAUUAAGAAUUAAAACAAACUUUAUUAAAGAUAAUAGAGAUCUUGGAAUAGUAAUGGGAAAAAUUAGAUGAUAUAAGAUCAUAUAUUGAAUGUGUUAUUGAUUAUUCUAAAACUAUAAUUUGA